Messenger RNA from Aspergillus ochraceoroseus IBT 24754, 1450 nucleotides. Its product is annotated as acetolactate synthase regulatory subunit. Gene Ontology annotation, biological process: branched-chain amino acid biosynthetic process. Gene Ontology annotation, molecular function: acetolactate synthase regulator activity. Gene Ontology annotation, cellular component: acetolactate synthase complex; mitochondrial nucleoid. The record is from RefSeq and is a predicted model, not a curated record. Lineage: Eukaryota; Fungi; Ascomycota; Eurotiomycetes; Eurotiales; Aspergillaceae. The transcript has 2 exons. Bases 73 to 1053 code for a protein of 326 amino acids.
CUUCCAACCAACUCCGACGGAUUUGCUCUGUCUCCCACCUUGUUUGCCUGUCUCUUCCAUUCCGGGGAGAUCAUGGCUUUUCGGCGCCCCCUGAUGCUGUCCUCGACGGCAUCAAUGCCUUUACUUUCGGCUUCUGGCCGAGUUACCCGGCUGACGGCCUCGCUUCCCCGAUUCACACCCUCCAGGGCCACAUCCAGCUCGACCUCAGCGCUGGCCUACAAGGCUCUGCAUCGACGAUCCCCAUUGACUCUGCCCGUGGCGGACAUCUCUCCACAAUGGGACGCCCCGACCGCUGUCUCGUCGAUUCUGUACGAGACCCCCGUCCGUCCAACCAACCCUCCCAAGCGCCAUAUCCUCAACUGUCUGGUGCAGAACGAGCCCGGCGUGCUUUCCCGUGUGUCGGGGAUUCUAGCCGCCCGCGGCUUCAAUAUCGACAGUCUCGUUGUUUGUAAUACCGAGGUUGAGGAUCUGUCUCGUAUGACUAUCGUGCUGCAGGGCCAGGACGGUGUCGUCGAGCAGGCCCGUCGUCAGCUCGACGAUCUCGUCCCCGUUUGGGCUGUUCUCGACUACACAGACUCUGCUCUGGUGCAGCGUGAACUGCUCCUGGCCAAGGUCAGCAUUCUGGGCCCCGAGUUCUUCGAGGAACUGCUCCAGCAUCACCGGGAGAUCACCACCCCGGCGGAUGUCGUGGAGGGACAGAAGGGGAAGAAGGGUGGCGCAGAGCCCGCUAAGACCACUGAAUUCCACCCUCGUAACUUGCCUAGCAGCCAGGCUCUGAGACACAAGCAUGAGCAUCUGGAUGCCAUCACCCGCUUGACUCAUCAGUUUGGCGGCAAGGUCUUGGAUAUCAGCACCAACAACUGCAUCGUUGAAGUUUCCGCCAAGCCCAACCGUAUUGACUCCUUCAUGAAGCUCAUCGCUCCCUUCGGUAUCCUCGAGUCCACCCGGACUGGCCUGAUGGCUCUUCCCCGUUCUCCUCUGUUUGAGCCUCGCGAAGAGAUUGAGAAGGAUGCCGCCGACGUGGUCGACGCCAGCACCCUCCCCCCUGGUUAAGAUGAAUGUCCGAUACGAAAGCUUGCAAGUGAAAAGCAAAUUUUAGUCCUUUACUGAAAGUUAAUUCCCUUGUUAUAAGAUUCCUUUUUUUUUUUUUUUUUUUUUCCGGGGGGAAUUCAGAAAUUCCCUUUCAACAACAUAACUUGCAUUUUAAAUAUGUUGUCAUAUAUCUAUAUCUCUUUUGCUCUUCAAUUUAGCAAUUCGCGUUGUUGUAAUUUGAGGAUUGUGUCUACCAACUUUACCACUUUCGGGUUGAUUUAGAGUAGUACAAUAGUCUACUUAAAGUUUUACUAAAUGGGUAGUUUGUAUAUAGAUACAAGGAAAGUAGUAGAAGAGAAGACUUGAAUUAUAGAAUGUAUCUAUCUCACUUAAUCAAUAGGUAAUAAUGCAACUGUUC